GUAAUUUCGAGAUGUUCUUAUAAAUCUCACCCAAACAAUCUUUCCAUUCCUUCUGGCCUCCUGGAGGAAGGAAUUUCACCAGUUGUGCUACAGAAGUUGUAUGAUUGAAAUAAUAAAGUUUCGGCAGACGAAAAUUUCACGAUGAAAACUUACCGUUGUGCAGUAUUCCCGAUCGUGCUUGUUGUGAUAGUAUUAACGGAACUUACCCAAGGUGUACCACAACCUGUCAGACCUACAGUUACAAAUAACGACAUCAGAGAUGCGAUACUGCAGAUUGUUAACGUGAUAAGGGCCACAGAAGACAAGCUGGAAAGGCACGAGUACAGGGAGAAAGGCUUGGGUGAAACGCUCAAAAGAGGUCUCAUCUCCAUAGACAGGAGGAUGAAAACGUGGGACCAUUUCAAAGGGGCAUUCGCCAGACUAGACGAGAGGUUGGCCGAGGUAGAAACGAUACUGAUGGAGAAAGAUGAAAGGGAGCGACUGAUGGCCGUAAGAACAUACGAGGCAGUCGAUGAUUUGAAGAAGAACCUUCUGCCCCAAAUUGUGGAUGAACUGAAGAAGGAUAUUCUUGCAGAGCUUGCAGAACAGAUGAAAAAGGCGAAACCGCCAACUCCAGCGGCCCCCCCAAAACCGGAGAUCACGAAGCAAGACCUCGAAGGUUUCAAACAAAACAUCGAAAAGAAAGUCGUCGGCAUACACGAAUCAAUCUCGAAAGUGGAAAAGGAACUGAAAGAUGUCAAAUCUAAAAAAGAAACGUGCGCCGAAUUGAAUAAAAGGGCGAAUGAGACGCUCAACAAGUUCGAGAAUAAGAUCGACAACGAAGAAAAUAUACUGAAGAAGUACGUGAAGAAACUGGACGAAUUCACGAAUAACUGCAAGGCAGAUCAGGGGCAGCUUAAGGAGCAGAAUAAUUGGCAGACGAAUAUAACAAUCGAGCUCACAGAGCAGAAGCAGCACCUUCACGACCUCCUGUCCGACCUACAAAACGUCUCGAAAAAGCUCGACACCCUGCCGCAGAAUGAAGAUUUAGAAAAGAUAAAGAACAACACCAACGACCGCUUCGAAGAAAUCAACAAAAGCACGGAGGCCAACGCCAAAGCCAUAAUCGAAAACAUCGAGUCCAAGGCGAGCGCCGUCAAGACUGAGCUCGUCAAGGGCCACCAAGACCUGGCGAAAUCGAUCGACGAGUUGGUCAACAUAACCGGAACUUUGGGAUCGGAAUUCGGAGACAGCUACGAGGAAAUCAAGAACAGCGUGCAAUCCAUGAAGAAAAUAGACGAGGUGAUGGUCAAGACGGCGGAGAACGUCUUCGACACAAAGCGAAGGCUCGAGUAUGGCGUCCAUCAGAUUCUCGGGGAGAUGGGACAGCUCAUGAAGUCCGCUACCAACGAUAUAGCGAGUACGGUAGCCGAGAGGUUUGACGUCUUCGAGCAAUCCCUGUUGGACGAUGAAAACGGCGCACUGACCAACCUAACCCACAAACUAGGAGACGAAAUCGACCAAGUGUGGAGGCAAAUAGGCAUAAUGCACCAGAAGAUGAAUGCGAACGCAGACGUCCUGACGAAAUUACAAAACCAAACUGACGCAUACGUCAAUGGUUCGGCGAACAGUAUUGAUAACAUUAAAGGAAAGGUAAUAAAGGUGACAACAAAAAUAACAGAACUGGACGAAAAUCUGAACUUCCUCAUGGGGAAACUGAUGUUGGUUUCUCACGAAUUCAAUCAGAUCAAGACAGGCCUCUCAAAAUCCCUGGACGAGAUCAAGGGAACUCUGAACGCGGUGCAGGAUAAAGUGAAAGAUCCCGGUCCCGGACCACACAAAAUAGACGAGGGAGAAGAGGAGCCAUACGUGAAUCCAGCUAAGAAAUAAUCUCAGAUGGAUCUGACAAAAACUCUUUGUAUUUAUACGAUAGAAUUAACAUAUUUUUCAAUAAAGCAUUAUAUUUU
Molecule: messenger RNA, 1946 nt
Organism: Coccinella septempunctata (seven-spotted ladybird)
Lineage: Eukaryota; Metazoa; Arthropoda; Insecta; Coleoptera; Coccinellidae
Product: paramyosin, long form
Exons: 7
Coding region: 142-1869 (575 amino acids)
Cellular component (GO): plasma membrane
Source: RefSeq, a predicted model, not a curated record